AUGCAGAAUUUAGAGGAGGCAAUACAGCUUUCCCGUGAAGCAUUGGAACAACGCCCCUCCGGACAUCCUGAUCGGCCUUGGAUCCUCAACGAGCUUGCUGCCUGUCUCGCCGAAAGGUUUAACCAGCAGAAGACGCCUGCUGACUUUGAAGAGGUUACGAUGCUCAGGCAUAUGUUGCUCGAUCUUCAUCCAAUAGAUCACCGCGACCGUCGCAAGCAUCUAUAUGAUCUUGCUGUCCUUCUGUGGGCGAGGUGUCUGAGACACUUUGCAUUGCUCAGCUCGGCGGAGGCACGAUCUCUUUGUCAAACCAUCGCGAGGGCCCAUUCAGCAAAUCACUCUGUCCCCACUUCGUCACUCUACAGCCUCUCAUUACGCCUUCGGCACUCGGUUCACCCGCAACAGGCUGCAACAGUCGACUUAGCCGAUGCUGUUUGUCUUGCGACUUCCGUUUUGCAGCUCCGACUACCAAAUCGUCUCACAAUCGCUCGCUCGCUUACCAGACCCACAACCCUUUUCGUUCACCAACAAACUCAAGCUCUUGCUCUGGUGGAACGGUUGGAUGAAUUUGCCGUUCUCGGGCGAGUGGUAGACUAUCUACACAUCCUCGCGAAUUUCUUUAAGGAAAGGUUCUGCAGCCAACAUAUGAUUGCCGACUUAAACGAGGCCAUCGCGCUGCAUCAGCUAGUAAUUCGACUCCGUCCAGCCCGACUCCCUACCCGUGCAUCAUCCCUCCACGACCUCGCAUUAUGCCUAGUAGAUAGGUUCCGCGAAAGUGCUGCAAUGGCUGAUUUGGACAAGGCCAUCGAGCUUGAACAAGAAGCUACGGCGCUAUUAAUGCCUGGCGAUCCGGGCUACGACGUGUCUAGGGACAGUCUUACGACGUACUUGCAGAUAAAGAUCAGUCCGCUCAGUGGGGUGAUCACUUCUGGUUCCCCCUGCGUUAACGAAGUUGACAUCCGGCAAGUCGUUAAGAAUGUCGCAUUUGAGAUCCUGGAAACGGCUCCGACUAGACUGAUAUACACGCGUACUGGCACCUUGUGCGACCGGGACGCCCAGGUGUCACACUUUAUGAACAGCGAGCAGUACAAUCGUCUGCUGUCGUCCAUCGCAACAUGUGACCCCGAUAUCGUUCUCGAGUGCAUUCGUCUUGACGUCUCGUCAUACUUCCAGCUCGCUACCCUUUCUCAUUGCUGGAGUGAUAGCGAGCCGUUGUUGCGCGGCAUCGAGAGCUCCUCUAUUUAUGAUGUGGCAUCAAAGCCAGGUCUUCGAAAGCUUCAAAAUUUCUGUCUUGUCGCAUUCAGCCGGGAUUAUCUGUGGGCUUGGAGCGACACGUGCUGUAUAGACAAAGAGAGCAGCGCGGAGUUGCAGGAAGCGAUAGGAUCGAUGUUCGCGUGGUAUCGAAAGUCCAGUCUAACCGUCGUGUACCUUGCUGACGUUUCGGAGAACGAUUCGCUUGUUAGUAGCAAAUGGUUCCAGCGUGGAUGGACCCUCCAGGAGUUGCUUGCUCCGAGCACCAUACUGUUUUACACACAAAACUGGUCGCUCUACAAGAACCUUAACUCUCCGAAUCACAAGAUGGAUGGCACCGUGCUGAAAGAGCUCGAAAGUGCAGCGGGAAUAGCACCCCGGUUUUUGACAGACUUCUCUCCAAGCAUGGAUGAUGCACGCUUGAGACUGCAGUGGGCAUCGUCACGGCGUACCACCCGCCCUGAAGACAUCGCCUAUUCGCUUUUCGGGAUCUUCAAUCUCCAUCUACCCGUUCUCUACGGCGAAUCUGCAGAGGUGGCCCUUGGCCGUCUUCUCGCAGAAAUCAUGUCGCAGUCUGGCGAAAUCUCUGUUCUGGAUUGGGUGGGAGAGGCAUCACGUUUUCACAGUUGCUUCCCGGCCGAUAUCACCUCCUACCAAGCGUUGCCGUUGUUACCCGUCUUCCAGCCCGAUGCCGAAGAACAUGUGUCGACAAUCUGUCCCGCGGAGGGUAUGUCAAAUAAAGCACUACGAAAGCUUUACGGCUCUCUCGCUAAGUCACCCCUCCCCCGGUUUUCCAGUCGGCGCCUUAUACUGCCAUGCCUCUCCCACCGUGUUACAGCGGUUGAAGUGAAAAAGUCAAGUUCGCUCGUCGAAUACGAAAUUCAGGCCUCCGGCCUGAGACCCCUCCAGAUUACGCUGUCAUACGAGCUAGAAAAUGUGGGAAGGAUGCCAGGUGUCUUGCAGCUUGUUCGCCCUUGGAAUUCAAAGCUACUUGGUCCAUCGGCCAGGUUAGACCCCACCGCUGUACAACAGCUGCUGUUAACAUUGGAGCGGCCCUUUAGCGCUCUUCUGUUGGUGGAGCUACCUCACAACGAGUAUAAACGGAUCGCGUCGUCCACCCACUUCAUCGCUCAGCCCAUAGGCCGCACCAGUAUCCUACAAAGCAAGGUUAGGACUUUUACUAUAGUGUAGCGCGAAGGUACUAGAACACUGCUUGAAGGUUAACACCAACACCGUUUCUUCGCUUCGCACUUUGCCUUCGGGGAGAAGAGCAGCAACCGUGACAUCUUGUCGAAUCACUAUUUGCCGAAGGCGAUGCCACAGCGACACUUGGUCGUAAUCCACAAUGGUCUUGAUUCCGGUGAUCUUGGUGU
Pisolithus orientalis is the source of this 2621-nucleotide messenger RNA. RefSeq lists its product as uncharacterized. Gene Ontology annotation, molecular function: protein binding. NCBI's taxonomy places the organism in Eukaryota, Fungi, Basidiomycota, Agaricomycetes, Boletales, Pisolithaceae. Bases 1 to 2439 code for a protein of 812 amino acids. The record is from RefSeq and is a predicted model, not a curated record. The transcript has 2 exons.